Molecule: messenger RNA, 2761 nt
Organism: Diachasma alloeum
Lineage: Eukaryota; Metazoa; Arthropoda; Insecta; Hymenoptera; Braconidae
Gene: Fem-1
Product: protein fem-1 homolog B
Exons: 5
Coding region: 586-2535 (649 amino acids)
Biological process (GO): positive regulation of transcription by RNA polymerase II
Cellular component (GO): nucleus
Molecular function (GO): protein binding; transcription cis-regulatory region binding
Source: RefSeq, a predicted model, not a curated record
GGCCCCGUCCGCGAGGGGUUAAGGAGAAUUCUGAGAACCUCAACUUGAGACGUUUGAAAGUCUCAAUUUGAACCAUUUAAAAAUCCCAAUUUCAGACAUUCAAGUCUCAAUUUGAGAUCGUAAGCCUGUUUUUCUGUGCACAAUCGUGAUUCAGUCCUUAUCAUGCAUUUCUGUACCUUCAAUUUUCCCCUACAUCCCCAGUCAGCAGAGCUCUCAACAUUCAAAACGAUCUUACUCGAUAAAAAUCACUCACAAAUUCAUCAUCCCCGGGAAAUAAAAACGGUGCGAGUUGAAAAUUUCUAGAUGGACGCGCCUGCUCCCGAGAUUCAAUUCAAAUUGCACUGCAUUGGUGUUGGUAUGAAGCACCAAAAAAAAACAACGAAAAAAGAUUAUUCCUCUCCAAGAGUGACGUUCUCUAACCCAACAAAACGAUGGAAGUGGCUUUUGAGGUUAGAGCUUCAGUGAGCAAGCACCAAAGCAACUUGUGUUCUUGAGGUGCCCUUUCAACUCUACUUGUGCUAUCUGAUGAACUGAGUGUUAAUUAACUACGGAGUGGAGUUGACAUUUUGAUAAUUCAUCAGAGCGAUGGCAGGGGAGGCGGAAAUCGAUCAGGAUGUGCUCCACAGGGUGUAUUGCAUGGCUAGGGAUGGCCUGUCAAUGACUCUUUAUGCUCAUUUGGCUGAUAAACCCCGGGAGUUCGUGAAUAGGCUGAUAAACCAGAAAUUCAUCGAUGAAGAUGGACAAAGGAGCACUCCCUUCAUUGUUGCAGCUCGCCAGGGCCACGAUAAAGUUAUAAAAAUGCUGUUGGAUAAGUUUGAACCUGAUAUUGAACAAGAGGGAACUGUCAAGUUUGAUGGAUAUUUCAUCGAGGGAGCUAGUGCUUUGUGGUGUGCCGCAGGAGCUGGACAUCUGAAUGUAGUCAAAACACUCGUCAAAGCCGGGGCGGAUAUCAAUCACGCAACGCAUACAAAUUCCACUCCUCUCAGAGCAGCGUGUUUCGAUGGCAGAUUUGAUAUAGUAAACUAUCUCGUCGAUCACGGAGCCGACUUACACAUAGCUAAUAAAUAUAACAAUACGUGUCUAAUGAUAGCUGCGUACAAGGGACAUCUGGAUAUCAUGACAUUUUUAUUGGAACACGAGGCGAACCCCAACGAGAAGGCGCUCUGUGGUGCGACAGCUCUUCACUUCGCAGCUGAAUGUGGCCAUUGCAACAUUGUAUCCGAGUUGUUGAAAUACGGAGCGACAAUCACGAAGAAUGUCAGUGGAAUGACACCACUGAUCGCAGCAGCUGAGCGAACUCGAGCCAAUGUAGUUGAAUGUCUGAUAUCCGAGAAUGUCGCCACAAAGGAGGAGGUGAUCGAGGCCUACGAACUCCUGGGUGCAUCAUUCGCGAAUGACAAGGACAACUACUGUUUGACAACAGCCUACAAGUACCUCCACAAAGCCAUGAAGAUGAGGUACAGUGAUCCAUCGAACAUAAACCGUAAAGAAGUGGCCGAGCCUGUCCAUGCGUACGAGAAUUGGAGAGAGAGCGAGACUUUGGAAAGAUUGGAGAGUUUAAAAAACGAUGCAAAUGCGAUUCAUAUGGAGUCGUUGGCUAUCAGGGAGAGAAUACUAGGAAACCAUAACCCAGAGGUGCCCCAUCCAAUCGUUUACAGAGGAGCUGUGCUCGCAGAUAAUGCCAGAUUCGACAGGUGUAUUGACUUGUGGCUGCAUGCCCUUUACCUUCGACAGAGGAAUAGCAUCACUGCAGUGAAGGAUCUCCUCAGAUUUGCACAGGUCUUCUCCCAGAUGGUUCACGUGGGCAUCGAUCUCCAUUUCAGUCAAGUGAUGAAUGUGCUCAAAGCCAGUGUCAUUGAGCUGGGAAGGAACAAAACGAGGAUGUUAGCAUCUGACGCCAAAGAGGACAAAGAACAGUCUCUCGAGGAGACAGAGUCCAAUGUCAUGACGACACUGUACAUUCUGACUAUUCUGGUGAAACUUAUGGCACUCAAUGAGAAGGCGUGCGAUGAAGAUACUGUGGAAAAGACGACAUUUCUUGUCCGCAAGUUGUGCGCACUCAAAAUGACUCUGAGGGAUGGACAGACUCUUCUGCAUCUUGCUGUCAAUGCUAAAACUCCAGUUGAUGAUUUUCAUACUAAUAAUGUCUGCAAAUUUCCCUGCUUGGCCACUGCACAGCUGUUGAUUCGGGGUGGAGCUGAUGUCAAUGCUAUGGAUAAUGAGAGGAACACUCCUCUUCACGUAAUUGCUACUUAUCAGAAACCAAUUAGUGAUUUUAUGACGCUUCACAGUAUCAUAUUGGAGUUGAUUGAUGCUGGGGCGCACAUGGAUAUCGUCAAUAGUCAGGGGGAGACCCCGUACGAUGCAGCAACAACUGGGGUUGCUGAGAUCAUACUCAGGACUCAAACGAAGUUGUCACUGCAGUGCAUGGCUGCCAAGGCUGUCAAGACUUACAAUCUUUCUUAUUCGGGUAAUGUUCCGAGAUCAUUGGAGAGUUUUAUCGAACUUCACGGGUCGGGUCUUCAUCAGGGAUAACAAUUAUCUCGUCAGCUCGAACAGGAAGAAGACAAAACCUCCGAUACCCUUUUUUUUAUGAGCCAAAACUAUGAUUGUUUGAUAUUUGUAAAGAGAACAUUUUUUUUACCGCAGAAAGAACCAGUGUCUUUAGUUGAAGAAAUAAGAUGUUGGAUAGAUGGUAAACCCAUGCUGUAAAUUUAUAAACGUGUAAUGAUAGCGUAAAUAAAUGUAUAGAAAUAUUCAA